AACCCUGUUUGUAACAUGGAAGGGAGGAAUCGGCGAAGAGCGAGAUGUGAUUUGUGAAUUUAUGAAUUAGGAAUGGAAGUCGAUUUUUAUUAUUUGCGAACAUAGAAGAGAAGGAGAGCUGUGUUUUGAUGAUUUUUAUUCUAUAGACACGAAAAGAAAAGCAGAAUAGAAUGUUAGGGAACGCCAUAGUGACAGUUCUCGUGCCAGAGCAACUUGAUGGAGAGAAUGGCGGUCAUCUCUAUGGGAGGUUCACCAACUCAAAAGCUCAUCCAAUUGACGAGAGAGAAUCAUACGUCAUUGUGGUAACAUCUGCGAGUUCAAACAAAAAGCCUCCCAUUGGGUGCAUUAACAAUGACAGUCGGAUCCAGACGCGAAGAUCCACCAGAAACGUGUGGGUAGAACUCAGCACACAGCCACAGAUUCAACUUCAUUCAGUCAGAGUUAGUGGUGACAAUGUGUGCCUUAGUGAAGUUAAUCUUGUAACCUACAACUGCAAGGAGAUUUGUGAAUCGGAGCUCAUCAGCCGGAAGUUCUUAUACAGGGAAGGUGAUGAUCAUGCGAACAACAUUGUGCCAUAUUUUGUGAAUAGUGUGCAAAAAGAUUGUAAAAAGACCAAUUCUUGCUGGUUGGUGAAAACUGUAUUGGCUUUAUUGUUGGUUUUGACUAAAACAAUCCUAUAUGUGACAUGGAUGCCCAAAGUGCUCUUAGAAGGUCUCCAUUAUGUUUUAGUCAAUAAAUUUGACUACUCCAGCAAUUUACUGAAACAAACUUUACUUCGUAUUAAGCAGUUUGAGACUCUGGAGCAUGAACUUAGAGAGAACAAGAGAACACUUGUAGCGGGCCGGUUAUUGGCUAUGAUCGCAAUAGACACUUUACUUGGGGUUUCAGUUGUGUUCCUGGUUAGCAGUCAUGCCUCCCUCAACGAUAUUUAUUCUAUUUUUUGUAGUUCCACAAAGCUCUUAGCAUCAAGUGUCCAGCAUCUGUUAGAGUGGCUGCGGGGAGCUCCAGCAGGCCUCAAGCUGAAUCAGCCUCUGACGCAAGCACUCUCUGCAUUCUUCUCGUAUCAUGUUCAUCUGUGGAGACUUUAUCUAGACUUGGCAGAUCCCGUGCUGAGGAGUCUGGCUUCAGUGUUCUUCUGGCUGGGAAUGGGCGGAGCAUCCGUCCAGGUGGCCAUUUUGUCCGACUUGAUGGACCUUGCCACAUUGCACCUCUACUGCUUUUAUGUCUAUGCAGCCAGGAUGCACAUGCUCCAAAUUUCUCUACUGGGGUCUCAGUGGAGAGCAUUCCGAGGGAGAAAGUGGAAUCCCCUCAAGCAGCGUGUGGACAGCUACGAGAUCGAAGGUGGCCACAUGUCGUUAAUUAGGGUGUUGACGGCAGUAAUUUUCACCCUCGUGAUAUUCCUUUUGCCCACCACCACUGUUUAUUACCUAGUUUUUGUGUCGUUAAGAAUCGGACUCAAUACAGUGCGAGGAAUUCUCUCCCUCACCAUGUGGGCUCUCAACAUCAAUCCCCUUUACCUUAUACUGCUCAACUUGAUGGACUCAAACAGAAUGAAAGGUGACAUAUACUUUGCAACUCAGCCCAUCGACAAUGCCCGUGCCAGGUACCCCAUAGCUUCUCCGCUUGCCCUUCAUCUACACACUUGGCCAACCCCACUCUGCGAGGUCCUGCUAUAUGCCCAUUCGGAUGUAUUCCCUGCUAUGCCAAGCCCAAACUGGAAAGCCUUUUUCUGUAGCGUUGUGUUCGGAAAAGAGUUGUUGUGAGAAGGAAGACAAAUAAAGAAUUGUAAAAG
Messenger RNA from Penaeus vannamei (Pacific white shrimp), 1792 nucleotides. It is a transcript of the gene PIG-Q, whose product is annotated as phosphatidylinositol glycan anchor biosynthesis class Q. Lineage: Eukaryota; Metazoa; Arthropoda; Malacostraca; Decapoda; Penaeidae. Gene Ontology annotation, biological process: GPI anchor biosynthetic process. Gene Ontology annotation, cellular component: endoplasmic reticulum; membrane. The record is from RefSeq and is a predicted model, not a curated record.